Molecule: messenger RNA, 892 nt
Organism: Archocentrus centrarchus (flier cichlid)
Lineage: Eukaryota; Metazoa; Chordata; Actinopteri; Cichliformes; Cichlidae
Product: C-type lectin domain family 10 member A-like
Exons: 8
Coding region: 119-892 (257 amino acids)
Source: RefSeq, a predicted model, not a curated record
UGCUCGUAUUUCUGUUACAUAUUGAAGGAACUGAUUCCAUAAUCAGAGCCAGUUUGUUGUGUUUCUGUGACUCAGACACAGCUGAACUCUGAAGUCAGGAUCUCGGAGCCUCAGCACGAUGAGCCGUCCGCAGGGAUACAUCGAAGGUGAAGUUUUUGACUCUCGGCGUGUAAAAUCAAACAGAUGGACGAAGCUCUCCGCAGAGAAGCUGGCCCUGAUGGCUCUCUGUCUCCUGCUGGCCUCGGCUCUCGUUGUCACGUAUCUCUUGUUUGAGCUCCUGAAAAUGAGGGAAAUGCUCCGAAACCUUGAAGUGCAGCUGGAAACUGUAAAAUCUGAAGUCACAGAGCAACUGCCUGAAAUCCAACCAUGCCCUACAGUGCAGCACACAUGUCCUCCACAUCCUGAAGUAAAAAUGAUAACAAAACCGUGCAGCACAAUACAGCCUACAACCCCACAACCUCCUGAAGUAACAAAUGAUCCAUGUAAUAAAUGUGAAGCAGGCUGGGAGCAUCAUGGAGGAAAGUGCUAUCAUUUCUCCAUCAGUAAAUCCUCCUGGAACAGGAGCAGAGCUUACUGUAGAGCUGAAGGAGGAGACCUGGUUAAGAUAGACAGCAGGGAGGAGCAGAGAUUUUUGACAAUAACCAUGAAGAGAAAUUACUUCUGGAUUGGCCUGACAGACUCAGCAGAAGAGGGCAAUUGGAUGUGGGUGGAUGGCUCACCACUGAAUGAAAGUUUGACAUUUUGGUUCGUUCAUGAGCCAGAUGAUUGGACAAACGAAGAUCCUGAUGGAGAGGACUGUGCAAGGACAUCACCUAUUUAUUGGUUUGAUAAAUCCUGCAAAGCACCUCAAAGAAGUAUUUGUGAGAAACCAGCAGUGGCUCUAUGUGCUUAA